Menidia menidia (Atlantic silverside) is the source of this 2379-nucleotide messenger RNA. The record is from the annotation of a GenBank genome assembly. Lineage: Eukaryota; Metazoa; Chordata; Actinopteri; Atheriniformes; Atherinopsidae.
AUGUCCAAACCGCUCACUGACCAGGACAGGAGGAAGCAGAUCUCGGUCCGGGGGCUGGCCGGGGUGGAGAAUGUGGCCGACCUGAAAACCAAUUUCAACAGACACCUCCACUUCACGCUGGUCAAGGACCGGAACGUGGCCACCCGGCGGGACUACUACUUCGCGCUGGCCAACACGGUCCGGGACCACCUGGUGGGCCGCUGGAUCCGGACCCAGCAGCACUACUACGACAAGGACCCCAAAGUAAGCCGCAAAGGAUGCCGCAGUCCCGUCCGCACGCACGCACGCGCGCGCGCGCGCGCACACAGCGGUGAGGGGGAGGGGGGGGGGGGGCGGGGCGUUGGGCUGUUCUGCAGAAGAGAGACCGCCAUUCCGUUCGCGCGUGCACGUGCGUGCAUCAGUGCGUGUGAACCUCUCUCCGCAUCCAUUUAUAGACACUUUCCGGGUUCUUCUUCCCUCCCCCGCAUUGUCCCCCCACAGGUGGAGGAGGCUGACGACUGGCUGCGUUACGGUAACCCGUGGGAGAAGGCGCGCCCUGAGUACAUGCGCCCGGUCCACUUCUACGGCCGGGUGGAGCACACAGCGGAGGGAGUGAAGUGGGUGGACACACAGGUGGUUUUGGCUCUUCCUUAUGACACUCCAGUUCCCGGCUACAGAAACAACAUUGUGAACACCAUGAGACUGUGGUCUGCAAAGGCUCCCUGUGAAUUUAACCUCAAAGACUUUAACGUUGGUGGAUACAUCCAGGCUGUGCUUGACAGAAACCUGGCUGAGAACAUCUCCAGAGUUCUGUACCCUAAUGACAACUUUUUUGAAGGAAAGGAGCUCCGUCUGAAGCAGGAGUACUUUGUUGUAGCUGCGACUCUGCAAGACAUCAUCCGUCGAUUCAAAGCCUCAAAGUUUGGCUCCACGGAAUAUGUGCGCAUGGACCUUUCUACUAUGCCAGAAAAGGUGGCCAUCCAGCUAAAUGACACUCACCCAGCUCUGGCUAUUCCUGAGCUCAUGAGGAUUCUGGUGGAUACUGAGAAACUCUCCUGGGAGGAGGCCUGGGACAUUGUGACCCGCACCUGUGCCUACACCAACCACACCGUCCUGCCCGAGGCCCUGGAGCGCUGGCCCGUUGACCUGUUCCAAAACCUGCUCCCUCGACAUCUGGAGAUCAUUUACGAAAUCAAUAGAAGACAUCUGGAGCGCAUCAGUAAACUUUACCCCGGAGAUCACGACCGUCUGCGCAGAAUGUCUCUGAUUGAGGAAGGGGACGCGAAGAAAAUCAACAUGGCCCACCUGUGCAUCGUGGGGUCUCACGCUGUCAACGGAGUGGCCCGCAUCCACUCUGAAAUCAUUAGAAAUACGGUGUUCAAGGAUUUCUACGAAGUUGACCCCGAAAAGUUUCAGAACAAGACCAAUGGCAUCACACCCAGGCGCUGGUUGGUCAUGUGCAACCCCGGCCUAGCUGACGUCAUCGCUGAGGAGAACAAGAUGAAGUUUGCUGCCCAUCUUGAAGAGCAGUACAAAGUAAAGAUUAAUCCCAAUUCCAUGUUUGACGUCCAAGUAAAGAGGAUCCAUGAGUACAAAAGGCAGCUGCUCAACUGCCUGCACAUCAUCACGAUGUAUAACCGCAUCAAGAAGGAGCCCAACAAGGCAUGGACUCCUAGGACUGUCAUGAUUGGAGGAAAGGCAGCUCCGGGGUAUCACACAGCCAAGAUGAUCAUCAAGCUGAUCACAUCCAUUGGGGACAUUGUCAAUAACGAUCCAGUGGUGGGAGAUCGUCUCAAAGUAAUCUACUUGGAGAACUACAGAGUUACUCUGGCUGAAAAGGUCAUCCCUGCGUCUGACCUGUCGGAGCAGAUCUCCACUGCAGGAACUGAAGCGUCUGGCACGGGGAACAUGAAGUUCAUGCUGAACGGGGCCCUCACCAUCGGCACCAUGGAUGGAGCCAAUGUGGAGAUGGCAGAGGAAGCGGGGGAGGAAAACCUCUUCAUCUUUGGCAUGAGGGUGCAUGAUGUGGAGGCUCUGGACAAGAAGGGCUACGAUGCCGUGUCGUACUACAACCGCAUUCCAGAGCUGAAGCUGGCAAUGGACCAGAUAUCCGGAGGCUUCUUCAGUCCCAGCCAGCCGGGUCUUUUUAAAGAUCUGGUCAACAUGCUGAUGCACCACGACAGGUUCAAAGUGUUUGCAGACUAUGAGGAUUACAUCAAAUGUCAGGAGAAAGUCAGUGCUCUCUAUAAGAAUCCCAAAGAGUGGACCCAAAUGGUGAUCCGUAACAUUGCCGGCUGUGGGAAGUUCUCCAGCGACCGGACUAUUUCCGAGUAUGCCCGGGAGAUCUGGGGAAUAGAGCCCAGUCUGGAGAAGAUCGCUGCCCCAGAUGACCCUCGCUAA